Molecule: messenger RNA, 2071 nt
Organism: Hylaeus volcanicus
Lineage: Eukaryota; Metazoa; Arthropoda; Insecta; Hymenoptera; Colletidae
Gene: PICK1
Product: PRKCA-binding protein
Exons: 6
Coding region: 245-1795 (516 amino acids)
Biological process (GO): dendritic spine maintenance; positive regulation of receptor internalization; receptor clustering
Cellular component (GO): postsynaptic early endosome; postsynaptic density; neuron projection
Molecular function (GO): protein kinase C binding; phospholipid binding; protein domain specific binding
Source: RefSeq, a predicted model, not a curated record
UUGUAUAAUCUUUAAUAAAACAAUAAAUAAUUUGAAAUUAUAUGAAAUAGUCAAAGUUCAUACGUGUAUACAUAAGAACUGAAUGAGUUAAAGAAUUGUUUCUAUUGGUCGUUCAUUAGAACUGGCUAUUAGAAUUUAUGUAGAAUUGUCACCAAUUGUCACUGUCACUUUUCAAAAGUUCCUUUGACAGAUAACCUUAAUAUAUUCUCCUCUUUAAAUAAUAUAAACAGAUUACAGUGUAAGCAUGGAUUACGAUGACGAUUUCUUCUUCGAGGAGGAUAAGAUUUUGAAGGAUCAAACACUUUUACCUCCAGAUAACGUUACUUUGAGUGAAUCUAACGAUCAGGAAAAUGACUUUUUACUAUUAACCACUGUACCAUCAGCUAAUGCCCAAUCACAAUUCGCUAUGAGGGAGGAUCGCAUGUAUGCAUUGUUGUGUUCACUAUUCUACGUUUUAUUUAAGUUCUUUUUUCUUACAAAUUUGAUAUAUUUCACAUUUGUUUUUUGGUUUAUUAUCACGAGAUAUAGACCAGAUGUAGAACUGGUCGCUCAAGAUCAGUCUCUUCAUCAUCUACUUGGCACUGCUAUGGGUAUGACGAUUACUUCGGGCAACGUUGUAAUACAAAAAGACAGCAGUAAUCUUAUAGGCAUAAGCAUCGGAGGCGGAGCACCGUUGUGUCCUUGCUUGUAUAUUUUACAAAUUUUUGAUAACACGCCUGCGGCUAUAGACGGCACUUUGCAAUCAGGAGAUGAACUUGUAGCGGUAAAUGGAUCGUCGGUUAGAGGAAAGACAAAAGUAGAAGUUGCAAAAAUGAUCCAAUCUUGUGACUCUCAAGUCAGCAUCAAUUAUAAUAAACUACACGCCGAUCCCAAACAGGGUCGUACUCUUGAUAUAGCUUUAAAAAAGGUGAAACAUAGACUAGUAGAAGGAAUGGGAAGUGCAACAGCCGAUGCGCUCGGUUUAUCGCGUGCUAUUCUCUGUAACGAUGCACUCGUACAAAGGUUAAUGGCAUUGCAGCGUACAGAAAAUUUAUAUAGAGGUCUUGUUUCUCAUGCUCAAUCUACUCUACAUGCAUUUUUCGACUUAACGCAAAUGUACAAAGUAUUCGGAGAUGCGUUUGCCGCGAUAGGAGUAAGAGAACCACAGCCACGAGCUAGCGAAGCUUUCAGACAAUUUGGUGAACAGCACAGGCAAAUGGAAAAGUUUGGUGUAACGAUGCUAAAAGCUUUAAAACCCAUAUUAAACGAUUUAGGCACGUAUCUUCACAAAGCUAUUCCAGAUACUCGGUUAACUAUCAGCAAAUAUGCCGAUGCAAAAUUCGAGUACCUUUCGUAUUGUUUAAAAGUAAAAGAAUUGGACGACGAGGAACAAAGUUACGCGGCGCUACAAGAACCUCUCGAUCGAAUGGAAACGGGCAAUUACGAGUAUCGUUUGGUUUUAAGAUGUCGACAAGAAGCUCGCGCAAAAUUUGCAAAACUUCGAUCAGAUGUACUCGUAAAACUCGAGUUGUUAGAUAAUAAACAUGUUCAAGAUGUCGUGUGGCAAUUGCAAAAAUUUGCAUCCGGCUUAGGAAAAUAUUAUUCUAACGCGAGAGAUUUAUUAUCUGCCGUGACAUUGUUUCCCGUAGAAGUUGACUUGUCGCAUUCUGCAUUUCAAUAUAAAUCUACCGGACCUCAGACAAUAGCCGACGGAGAAGACGUAGAUGAAUUUGAACCCGAGGAAAAAUCAAAUAACGAAGAGCUUCUUAUAGAUACGCAAAACUUCCCACUUAUAUCAGAAUCUGAUAAUAUGUAGCAAAAAUAGUAGUACGCACCAUUAUUAAAAUUCUUAAAGAUAAUAAUUGGUGUGGGACAAAUUUUCUAAUGUACAUUUUUUUUUUUUGUUAUUUCGAAUAUAACAAUCCAUAUUCCAUUUUCAAAAUACCAUUCCAUUACAAAAAUUGAUACCAAAGAUUAUUAUUCUAAGGAAAUAUAUAUGUAUAAUAGCUAUGUGUACAAAAUUAUGUAUAUGUGUAGUACAUUUAACGUAUAUGUUAAUUAUAUGUUUACAAUAAACAUUAAUUGUAAGGUC